Messenger RNA from Varanus komodoensis (Komodo dragon), 4372 nucleotides. RefSeq names its product aminopeptidase Q-like. Bases 88 to 2997 code for a protein of 969 amino acids. Gene Ontology annotation, cellular component: cytoplasm. Gene Ontology annotation, biological process: proteolysis; peptide catabolic process. NCBI's taxonomy places the organism in Eukaryota, Metazoa, Chordata, Lepidosauria, Squamata, Varanidae. The transcript has 20 exons. Gene Ontology annotation, molecular function: peptide binding; zinc ion binding; metalloaminopeptidase activity. The record is from RefSeq and is a predicted model, not a curated record.
CCCUGCUGUCUUCCGCCCAAGCCACUCAGUCUCUAACCUCCCCGUCCACGCCAGCGCUUCGCGGGCUUGGGCGGGAAGGAACCAAAAAUGGGCGCUAAGGUGCGCUCGAGUUUCUCGCUCCUGGCGCUCCUCGUGCUGGGGAUCCUCUACGGCCGCUGCGCGCAGGAGCUGCAGGACGUCCGGCUGCGGCAGGGAACCGAAGCGCGCCCUCCGCCGCCCUGCGCUAGCGGCAGCCCUAAUGCCAGCGCCGCGCCGCCCGCGCGGCCGCCGGGGCCAUGGGACGAGUGGCGCCUGCCCGCGCACCUGGCGCCCGCGCACUACUCGCUGCUGCUGUGGCCCCACCUGGCGCCCGGCCUGCCCGAGCCGCGCACGCACUCGGGCCGCGUGAACAUCAAGGUGCGCUGCCGCCAGGCCACGGCCACGGUGCUGCUGCACAGCGCCGGCCUCACCUACCGGAGCGCCGCCGUCUGGGGCCCGGGCGCCCACGGCAGCCGCCGCAGCGUCCCCGUGGCCGAGCUGUGGCCAGCGCCCCAGAACGAGUACGUGGUGCUGGAGCUGCGCGAGAACCUGAGCGCGGGCGCCCUCUACGAGGUGCAGCUCGCCUUCCAGGGCACGAUCCACAGCUUGUGGGAUCCCCACGGGCUCUUCCUCAACACGUACGAGGACGAAGGAGAGAGCAGGCAGCUGAUUGCAUCACAGCUAGCACCAACAGGUGCGAGGCGUGUCUAUCCAUGCUUUGAUGAGCCUGCACUGAAAGCGACCUUUAGCAUCAGUAUUGUACACCAUCCGAGCUACGUAGCUCUUUCCAACAUGCCAGCAAUAGAUGUAUCUGAGUAUCAGGAUGUGAACGAGAGCACAGCGAGUGGAUGGAUAAACGAGACUGCAGACAUAAACCUGACCACAGGCAUAAACUGGACUGUCACAACAUAUGAAACAAGUCCAAAAAUGUCCACUUAUAUAACUGCUUUUGUGGUCUGCAACUUUGAUCAUGUCACCAGAACAGAGAGGGGCAAAAAGAUACGUAUUUGGGCUAGGAAGACUGCAGUUCAAAAUGGAUUGGUUGACUAUGCUUUAAAUAUCAGUGGACCAGUAUUUUCAUUUAUGGAAGACUUAUUUGACAUCAGCUACACUCUUGCAAAAACAGAUUUUAUUGCACUACCUCACAUGACAAGUAGUGCUAUGGAAAACUGGGGACUAAUCACUUUCCAGGAAGAAAACUUACUGUAUCCCCUUCAAGAUACCAGCAGAAAAUGGAAAAAAAUGAUUCUUCAUGCAAUUUCCCACGAGAUAGUACACCAGUGGUUCGGAAACUUGGUUACCAUGGCAUGGUGGAAUGAGUUAUGGCUUAAUGAGGGAUUUGCAACUUAUUUUGGAUAUCUAGGGGAACAUUACAUUGAUUCCACAGAGCCCCUGGACCAAGUCUUUAGCUAUAAGAUUGUAUUAGCUGUGAUGCCAAGCGAUGCACACAUGUAUCAGGCUUUAUCAGACAGAGAUGAAAAGCGUCAAUCUGCUACAUUAUCACGCCUGUUUAGUCAAGUGACAUACCAGAAGGGGGCUGCCAUUGUCCGGAUGCUGUCCAACUUUCUGACAGAACGACUGUUUAUAAAAGCACUCAGUUCCUAUCUGAAUGCAUUUGCCUUUUCAAAUACCAUCCAAGAUGAUCUAUGGAAUCACAUCCAAAAGGUAAUAGAUGAAGAGAAUGACCUCCAAUUGCCAGCACCAGUAAAAGUUAUAAUGGACUCUUGGACCUGCCAGGCUGGCUUCCCACUUCUAACAGCAAAUUUCUCCUCUGGGAAAAUCAGCCAGGAAACAUUUUAUGUAAGAAAAGGAAAAAGCAGUGCAAAUAACACAUGGAUAAUUCCUAUUUCUUGGAUGAGAAAUGGAACUAUGCAGCCUUUAGUAUGGCUGGAUAGCAGCAGCAAAAUAUUUUCUGAAAUGGAAAUAACAGAUUCAGAACAUGAUUGGAUUAUUUUAAAUGUGAACAUGAUUGGUUACUAUAGAAUUAAUUAUGAAGAAACAUACUGGAGAAAAAUUGCCAAAUGGCUUGAAAAAGACCCAAAGGUGAUUCCUGCUGUCAAUAGGUUGCAGUUGAUGGAGGAUGCCUUUCAGCUGAUGAGGGCUGGUUACACUGCAUAUGAUACUCCCCUGUAUUUAACUAAGUACCUUGGAAAAGAAGAUGAUCUCAUUGUAUGGAAAGUAGUACUGAAUCAUCUAGAAGCUGGAAGCUGGAAGGUUAUCCAGAGUGAUAAUGAACUAUAUCCAGUGUUGAAGAAAUACUUCUUACCACGAAUUUCACCAAUAUACCAUCAAUAUGAAGAUCUUCUUCGUCAGAAUCUUGAUGUGUUGACAGAUGACUAUUCUCCUAUAUUCCUUAUAGAAACAAUUCUUGAGACUGCAUGUUGGAUUGGACUCCAAGAGUGUUUAGACCUAGCUUCUGAGAUCUUCACCAAGUGGAUGAACAAUUCCAGUCUUGAGGUUUCUGCAUGUCUUAGCAAAACUAUUUGUUGCUAUGGUGUUCAGCAGGGUAGUGACAAAGAAUGGGACUUUGUAUGGAAAAUGUUCAAGCAGAAUAAUGCAGGACUGAUGGUAAAAUACAACAUGUUUUCUGCUCUAAGCUGCACCCGUGAGCCAUGGUUACUUCAAAGGUUCUUGCAGUUCAUCCUCAAUGAUUUUGCUAUUUCACCACAAUAUGGAAAUAAAGCAAUCGAGGAUGUAGCAUCAAGUGAAGCUGGCCGUGAGAUAGCAUGGACAUUUUUCAGAGAGAAUUGGUUGCAUCUGUAUAAUCGAGAUGUAUUUGGAACAGUAAAUGCUUUAAGCUCAUUUGCUAGUACAGAUAUAGACUUCCAAAUGUUACAGGAUUUUAUUAACAAUACAGUUGAGCCAAAAAGAAGAGAACAUGCCUCUUUUAAGAUGACGUUGGAAGCAAAUGCAAAUAAAAAGGAAAAAGAAUCUGUGACUAAGAUGAUUAAAUGGCUAAAGAAGAACAUGGAUGACUGAUAUUUAGUAACACUUUCAAAAAUCUAUUUUUAGUACCUGAGUUGCUGAUAAUUCAUCCUUUGUUUUAAAGCAUCUGUUAUUUUUGUGUAGAAAUUAACGUGACUUCAUGUUUCAGGCAGGGGUGAUCAAGUGAUAUUCUGCCCAGGGCAAAGCAAGGUACUUUAUUGUCAAAAGGACUAAAAGUGCCGGGCAAUACAUGCUUGCAUUUCAUCCUGAAUUCUUCCUCUGUGGGUAAUGAAAGAAAUAUAUUUUAAAGUUUUGCUUUCUUCCCUUUUAAAUGAAGGGAAAUAAGAUGAUGAGAAAACACAAUCUGCAGGGUUAUCCUAAAAGUACACAACAGGAAUAUGGUUUCUGAUCUUUGCAGACAGCAGUUGAUAGAAGUUCAGAAUUAAUAUUUUAAUACUAAUUUUUUUUGCCAAAUCUAUUCAAAAUCACUUGACAAAUUCUCCAGAGAUAUUUAUCCAAAAUUAUUGUUAGGCCUUUUAUAGAAUCCAUGUAGAACACAAGCCCUUACCAAGGAAUAUUUAUGAAAUACUGCCUGACUUUUUACAUAAAAAUAAAUUGUUCUGGCAAAGUGUUCGUAUUCCAGUUUAAUAGUAAACAGGGAAAGAAUAAACCAUGUAAGGGAGAAAAAGAUACAGCAUAAUCCAUCACUAUUUGUGGUGCAUUCAGUCAUGCUUAACUCUUUCCUGGAUUUUAGCCAAAGCAUCAAAGAACAAAACAGGAAGUUAUAAUGCAGGAUUACAGUAAGUUAGACAAACACCUCUGGAGUAGGGCAUCAGGGAUAAAUGCCAAGGGUGGGCAACCUGCAUCCAAAGGACUGUAUGUGACCCUCACCCUAAUUUCAAAAACUUCCUUGAUGCAGUCCUAAAAGCAACCUGUCACUUCCCUAGCAGGUUGUCAAAUGGGAAGGAAAAGGGGGAGUUGGCAGGGAAAGACCAGUAUGAUGUGCUCGUUUCUCCCAUGAUGGGCAAUGCAAAUCUACAGAAAAUGAUGCAAUGGUGUUAGCUAUUAUUCUGUAUCACAAAUCAAAGCAUCUUUGCAAUACUCUCUGUAUUCAGAACAGUGUUUUUGCCUCUCUCUUAAGGAGUUACCUAGAUCAAAGGCUGUGCAUGUGUGAUUGAAAAGCAAACUAGCACCCAGGCCAGAACAUUGGAAUGUAUUGCACAUUGGGCUGAAGAAUGUUGUUGUGUACUUGGCUUUGAGAUAGAAUGCCAUAUGGAAUUGCUCCUUUUUCCAUUUUCUUCUUUCCUUUUUAUGUUUAUACAGUGCUGACAUUUUAAAUAAACAAGCCAUUUUAAUCAAUAUUGCCAUUUUGUAAAUGUUUAUGAUGCAACUUGUGAUAAGAUAAUAUAGUUGAUUGCCAAUGAUACUA